AAAAAAAAAAAAAAGGCCCUGGCCCAUACUCCCCCAGCUGUGUGCCCUGACCUUUAUACCCCUCCACUUCUUUCUCCUCCUCCUCUCUCUCUCUCCUCCCUCCCUUCUUCACCAAACCCACCCCCCUUCUUCUUCUUCUUCAUCUCCUUCCAUCACCACCACCACCAAACAACAUAUCCAUCCUCACGCAAAAAACACACAACAAUGGCCCUCAAGUCUCUCCUCCUCGGCCUCGCUGCCGUCCAGGCCGUCACCGCCCACUUCGCCGUCGUAUACCCCGAAUGGCGCGCCGACACCCUCGCUGAGGAAAACGAAGACAAGUACAGCCAGUGGGACUAUCCCUGCGGCGGCGUCCCCUACAAGGCAGGCAACAUCACCAACUGGCCCCUCGGCGGCGGCGCCCUCCAGCUCGAGCUGCACCACCCCUGGACCUACCUCUUCGUCAACCUCGGCCUCGGCGCCAACGCCACAAACUUCAACAUCUCCCUCACCCCGGACCUCGUCAACGUCACCGGCAAGGGCACCCUCUGCAUCGACAAGCUCGCCGUCCCCGACGACUCCAUCAAGGAGGGCACCCUCGCCUCCAUCCAGGUCGUCACCAGCGGCGAGUCCGGCAGCGCCCUCUACAACUGCGCCGACAUCCGCUUCACCAAGAACGCCACCGGGCCCAGCAACUGCUCUACCUCUGACGGUCUGGAGAUGCACACCAUCAAGGAGGAUGAUGACGAGGACCACGACCAUGACAACAGCACCGACUCGUCUUCACAGGAUGGUGCGAGCGGCAACGGCUCUGCUCCCGCCGACAAGAAGAAUGCUGCUGCUGGCUUGAUGGGCUCCGACAAGUCUGUUUUGGCCACGGUUGUAGGCCUCGCCGUUGCCUUUUCCCUGGGCCUGGGCCUGUAAAGUUGACGUGACACAUGACAUAAAUGAUGAGGGGGUAAUACGUUAAAUACACCAAGACAUACACGAAGACGGGGGCUUGUCAUGCCUAAUGAAUUGA
Messenger RNA from Trichoderma reesei QM6a, 1000 nucleotides. RefSeq lists its product as uncharacterized. Lineage: Eukaryota; Fungi; Ascomycota; Sordariomycetes; Hypocreales; Hypocreaceae. The record is from RefSeq and is a predicted model, not a curated record. The transcript is spliced from 2 exons. Bases 205 to 903 code for a protein of 232 amino acids.